Plodia interpunctella (Indianmeal moth) is the source of this 2867-nucleotide messenger RNA. RefSeq names its product atypical protein kinase C. Gene Ontology annotation, cellular component: cytoplasm; nucleus. Gene Ontology annotation, biological process: establishment or maintenance of cell polarity; protein phosphorylation. The transcript has 13 exons. Gene Ontology annotation, molecular function: ATP binding; protein serine/threonine kinase activity. NCBI's taxonomy places the organism in Eukaryota, Metazoa, Arthropoda, Insecta, Lepidoptera, Pyralidae. The coding region runs from base 154 to 2253 and encodes 699 amino acids. The record is from RefSeq and is a predicted model, not a curated record.
CAUUGGAAACAGUGGCAUUGUGAAAAUCAGUGCGCGCACGCGUGUUUUUCGCGCGCGGCCGCAGCGUUCGAAUUUCGAAAUCGUGUUUUGUGUAGUGUGUGUACAAUGGAGUGUUUACUUACAAGAUUUAAGUGUGAGACGUCAGUGAAAUGAAUGAGGAAUGCAGUGAUGGAAUGUUUAACGAGUCUUGGUGCUUUAAGAACAGUGAAAAUGUUAGUGUUAUCGAAUAUGUUUCGACCAAACCAUCCGAAUCAACUGCCGCGGAGGGAAGAAUCACAGAUUUCGGAAAAUCUGAAAGAUAAGGAAAGACAUUUGUCAACACAGAGUUCUUUGCGCGUAAAGCAAAGGACAAAAACGUGUGACAAUAUAAGUGAAGUUCCAGAAGAAACGAAAAGUGUGAGACGUGAAAGAUGUCUAUCAAAUAGUGUAGAUGCAAUAGUUACACAAAAUGAAGCCAAAUGUAAAGUGAUAUCCAGUGCCAAAGGUUUAUUAGAAACAAAUCUAGACGAUCUAUUUAAUGAUGUACAAAGUGUCGAAUGGACAGUCGAGGCCAAAAGCUUAGGUGCCAGUGAGCCUACGUUAAAUUUUAACGAGGAGAACUAUAAGAGUUUUAGUAAGCGUGAAUCUCUCAUGUUGGAUGAUGACAGUGAUGAAGAAGAUGAUGAUGAUACAGCUACGGACAGUGAUUGUAUGGAUGAAGUGGUUCGCGAGCAGCGGAUGUGCAUGGGAGCUCGUCGCUUCGGACAUAUGCUACGAAGGGUCAUUUCUAGAAACGUAUUCCCGAAUGUCCCCGCGGCGCCUGGCAUGCCCUGUGCGGGCGAGGACAGGAGCAUAUACAGACGCGGCGCGCGGCGGUGGCGGAAGCUGUACCGGGUGAACGGACACAUUUUCCAGGCCAAACGGUUCAAUAGACGCGCCUUCUGUGCCUUCUGCCAAGACCGCAUAUGGGGACUGGGGCGGCAAGGUUUCAAGUGCAUACAAUGCAAGUUACUGGUGCAUAAGAAAUGUCACAAAUUGGUGCAGAAGCCGUGCUCCAACGAACACGUGGACCCGGUGGAAGUGAAGGAAGACGCCAAUGGGGAGAGCACGCUGGGUCGAGCCUCUUCAGUCAGGUCACGAGCGGAGCCCGAGCCGUCGCUGGCGGAGCCGCCGCCGGCGCCGGCGCCCGCGCUGCGCCCCGAGGACCUAGAGCCGGGCUCGCAGCGGCAGUACUCUCUAGAGGACUUCGAGCUCAUCAGGGUCAUCGGACGAGGGUCCUAUGCUAAGGUGCUGAUGGUAGAACUGAAGCGGACGAAGCGAGUGUACGCCAUGAAGGUGAUCAAGAAGGCGCUAGUGACCGACGACGAGGACAUCGACUGGGUCCAGACUGAGAAGCAUGUGUUUGAGACAGCUUCCAACCACCCCUUCCUAGUGGGGUUGCAUUCUUGCUUCCAGACGCCGAGUCGGUUGUUCUUCGUCAUUGAGUUUGUUAGAGGAGGCGAUCUUAUGUUCCACAUGCAGCGCCAGCGGCGUCUGCCCGAGGAGCACGCGCGGUUCUACGCGGCGGAGAUCUCUUUGGCGCUGCACUUCCUGCACGAGCGCGGCGUCAUCUACCGCGACCUCAAGCUGGACAACGUGCUGCUCGACCACGAGGGACACAUCAAGCUCACCGACUACGGCAUGUGCAAGGAGGGCGUCCGCCCCGGAGACACCACAUCCACCUUCUGCGGAACACCCAACUACAUCGCGCCGGAGAUCCUGCGCGGAGAAGAAUAUGGAUUCUCCGUGGACUGGUGGGCGCUGGGCGUGCUCACCUACGAGAUGUUGGCGGGGCGGUCGCCGUUUGACAUCACGCAUGCGCAUGACGACCCUGACCAGAACACCGAGGACUAUCUCUUCCAGGUAAUCCUAGAGAAGACAAUUCGUAUACCCCGCUCGUUGUCGGUGAAGGCGGCGUCAGUUCUGAAGGGCUUCCUCAACAAGAACCCCGUGGAGAGGCUGGGCUGCGGCGAGAGCGGAUUCAUGGACAUCGUCAGCCAUCCCUUCUUCAGGAGCAUUGAGUGGGAGAUGCUGGAGCAGAAGCAGGUGGUGCCGCCGUUCAAGCCGCGGCUGGAGGGCGAGCGCGACCUCGCCAACUUCCCGCCCGAGUUCACGGACGAGCCCGUGCACCUCACGCCCGACAACGACACGGUGAUCGCAGACAUCGACCAGUCUGAAUUCGAAGGGUUCGAAUACGUGAACCCCCUCCUGAUGUCCCUGGAGGACUGCGUGUGACAUCACGCCUGUCUGCUGCAUCCCUACCACGAUCCCGCGCAGGCGUACGCUUACGGCUGCUCGUCGUCGUCGUCGGACUACGACUCGGUCGCGUCGUCGCUGCCCGCGCGCAAGCCCACGCUGCUGCAGCACAUGUUCUGUCUCCCGCUCAACUGACACAAACAUUAGACCCGCACAGAUCGGCUCGACAUUUAGUGAAUUUUCAACAACAUUGAUUCUCUUCUGAACUCUCAAUAAUGUCCGUCUUCGUUGAUGCGAAGACUGACAUUUUUGAGUAGAUUUCUUGAGGUUUUAAAUUCUGAACUCAGCGUUGGACCUGCUUUCGUCUUCGUCACAUCAAUAUUACCCAUCAUAUUAUCGUUUUAUCAAAAAUUUCGGUCAGAAAUAUUAGGAUUGGUUAAACUUACAUGUACAUAAUUUUGUUAUUGGUUAAACUUAAAACAUGCAUUAGACUCUGCUCGAGGUUAAGCUAACUUUCAUCACACCAAAAUUUUCAGUCUCGAUAUGAAAAUUUUCGAAAGCUGUGGAUUUUUAAAAAUUGGUUAUAUUUAACUGAACUGACACAAGCAUUAGACCUGCGUAAUAUCAACUUCAUCACACAAAAAAAAAACAAA